Messenger RNA from Cheilinus undulatus (humphead wrasse), 2862 nucleotides. It is a transcript of the gene wdr36, whose product is annotated as WD repeat domain 36. The record is from RefSeq and is a predicted model, not a curated record. The coding region runs from base 131 to 2812 and encodes 893 amino acids. Lineage: Eukaryota; Metazoa; Chordata; Actinopteri; Labriformes; Labridae. The transcript is spliced from 22 exons. Gene Ontology annotation, molecular function: protein binding. Gene Ontology annotation, cellular component: Pwp2p-containing subcomplex of 90S preribosome; small-subunit processome. Gene Ontology annotation, biological process: rRNA processing.
UCGGAGCCUAUAUCUCCACACUCCUCCAUGUGUUCGCCAUACGUCCGUCUCUGCUGUGACGGUGUUCUCUGUUUAUAUUUCGGUUUUAUCCGGUAAAUUGCCCGGUAGUAUUAAACCGGUUCUACUAAACAUGUCCGGUGGCGGGAAUCUGGCCGGUGGCGGGAGUUCUUUGUUCUCAGGGUUCCGGGUUCUCGGUCUUUACUCCAACCAUGUGCCGCACGCGCCCCGGUACCACAAGAAACACCGGGAGUUCUACCUGGUGACGGCGGUGGGGAAACGUUUCCACACCUACAACGUGAACAGGCUGGGGAUCGUGGCUGUCAGUAACAGCCUAUCAGAUGACAUCAGCUGUGUGGCAGCAGACAGGAUGUUGGUGUUCGCCGCCGCUGGACGAGACAUCAGCGCCUUCGCCAGGAACAAAGAGGUAGUGAUGCGUUACCAUGGACACAAACAGGAAGUCCGUCUGCUGCUUCCUCUGGGGGAUCAGCUGAUCUCUGCAGACAGUGGCGGUGAUGUCAUCGUGUGGGACGUCCAGGAUGGAGAUGUCUACCUGCGGCUACAGUUUGACCCCACCUCCUUCGACGUGUCAGCCAUGAUGCACCCCAGCACCUAUCUGAACAAGGUGCUGCUGGGAAGUUCCCAGGGUGCACUGCAGCUGUGGAACAUCAAGACCAGUAAACUGUUGUUCACGUUCCCGGGGUGGUCAGCAGGGGUCACUGUUCUACAGCAGAGUCCUGCUGUAGACGUGGUUGGUGUCGGCAUGGCGACAGGUCGCAUCGUCAUUCACAACAUCCGAUUGGAUGAGAAACUGAUGAGCUUCACACAGGACUGGGGACCAAUCAGCUCGCUGGCUUUCAGAACAGAUGGUCCUCCCAUCAUGGCGUCUGGCAGCCCUCAGGGCCACAUUGCAUUCUGGGAUUUAGAGCGCCGUCAGCUGGUCACUCAACAGAGACACGCCCACAGCACAGCCAUUGCCGGGGCAACCUUCCUGCAUGGAGAGCCGCUAUUGGUCACCAAUGGAGCAGACAACGCCAUCAAGGUGUGGAUAUUUGACCAGGAGGGAGGCGGAGCCAGGCUGCUACGGAGUCGCCAGGGCCACAGUGCCCCUCCCACCACCAUCAGUCACUAUGGCAACGAUGGUAAAAACAUCCUCAGUGCAGGCCAGGAUGGGACGCUGCAGUCUUUCUCCACUGUCCAUGAACGUUUCAACAAAAACCUUGGCCACGGAUCCAUCAACAAAAAAAAGGAGCAGAAGAAGAAGAAGGGUCUGUCCUAUGAGGAGCUGCGUCUACCUGCAAUCACAGCCUUCUCCUCCGCUGCUGCACGUCAGUCGGACUGGGAUGGUAUCGUUGCCUGUCAUCGUGGUCGCCUAGCAACAACUACAUGGAACUUCCAGCGGUGCACCAUGGGAGUUCAUCACCUGCAGCCUCCAGACGCUCAGAGAAGCACCGUUGCUACGGCUGUCAGCAUCACUUCCUGUGGAAAUUUCGCUCUGAUUGGCUCGUCCUGUGGCCGUGUCGACGUCUACAACCUACAGUCAGGCCUUCAUCGUGGUUGCUAUGGAGACAAUAACAAAGCUCACAGCGGGGCCGUUCGAGGCGUCGCCACGGAUACCCUGAACCAGCUGACCUUAACGUCAGGCUCUGAUUGGUUGCUCAAGUUCUGGCGUUUCAAGAGCAGGAAACAGGAAGAGCAACUGAAGUUAAUCGCUGCGCCAGCUAGCAUGAUGCUACACAGAGACAGCGGGAUGCUAGCCUUAGCGCUGGAUGACUUCAGCCUGCUGGUGGUCGACAUAGAAACCAGACGGGUCGUCAGGAAGUUCUCAGGUCACCAUGGAAACAUCAACGACAUGACUUUCAGCCCUGAUGGCCGCUGGCUGGUUACCGUGGCGAUGGAUUGCACCAUACGUACCUGGGACCUCCCCUCUGGCAGUCUCGUCGACUGUUUCCUGGUUGCCAUGGCUCCAGUGGGCGUGUCCUUGUCACCGACCGGAGACUUCCUGGCGACGGCUCAUGUCGAUAGUCUGGGCGUGUACCUCUGGACCAAUAAGAGCCUCUGUGGGCCUGUGGGGCUCCGCCCACUGCCAGCUGACUACCAGCCCUCUGUGGAGACAUUGCCGGGCGUGAUGGCGGACCAGUCCGAACAGGAAGUGACAUCAGAGGAGGCCGAUGACACGUACCAGUCUGCAGAGCAGUUGGGGGCGGAGCUUGUGACGCUGUCACCGCUGCCAGAGUCUCGAUGGAAGAGUCUGCUUCACCUGGACGCCAUCAAGAAGAGAAACAAACCUCUAGCGCCCCCUGCUGCUCCGACCGCUGCUCCCUUCUUCCUGCCGACGCUUCCUGGUCUCACGCCUCGGUUCGCGUCGCCCACGGCAACCAAGGAGGAAGAACAGUCAAAGGUGCUGAGUUGGGGCGCGUUGGCUCAGAGGUCAGAGGUCAGCAUGGCUCUGGAGGAGUCUCUUCAGUCCGGAUGCUUCCAUCGCCCGCUGGCUCUCCUGAAGGAUUGUGGGCCGGCGGCGCUCUCUGUGGAGCUCACCUGUCUGUCACCUGAAGGGGGCGGAGCCAGCAAUCUCCUGUUGGCCUUUAUUAAGAUGAUUGACAGCAUGUUGGCCAGUGGGCGGGACUUUGACCUGGCUCACGCCUACCUGGCGCUGUUCCUGAAGCUCCACCUCCGGAUGCUGGCUCAGGACGCCGUUACCAUGGAAGCGUUACUCCGCCUCUCCUCUAGGCUGGAGGCCGGGUGGGCGGAGCUUCGGGCAUCCUUCAACCAAUCACUGUGUCUGCUGUCGUACGCCAAGAGCGCCCUGCUUUGACCCUGUAAACGUGUACAUGUAGAGUUUUUAAAUAAAGUUUUCAUUCUCUG